CUGAAGUUUUUGUAAUUGCUUUUGAAUUAUUUUUAUUUGUUAGCAGAUCAGCGGAUAAUGUUUAUGACUUAAAAAUAGGUACAGGAAAAUUGAAUCAAGCACCAUCUAGUGAGAAUGUUUAAUAUAUUAAAUAGUUACUAUGGCAAUGGAUAGAAUACAAACUCAGAAAUUAAUAAAAAUAUGUACAACUGUACAAGUGUACGCGUGCAUAUUCUGUUCGAAUAAAUUUGUGAUAUGUGAAAUAGAUCAGAUCACUCACAGUUUUAAAUAUUUUUAAUAAUUUUGACUAAACGAUUUUAUUAACUUACGUCACGUUUAAAUUGUAAAAGAAAAAAUAAAAAUGGCUAGUUUUGACAGUAGCAUUGACCACAAAAAAGAGAAGCAUAGGAAAACAACAGAUAUAAUAAGUAAUCAGGAUACAACUUCUAUACCAAUUUAUCGUCGUAGACGCAUUGCAAAAACAAAACAUAUAUUGAAAACUUGCAAUGCUCAUGAAUAUCCAUCAGAUUGGGUAAUCGAUAAUAGUAUGAAUGAAUUGCCAUUGAGGAAUAAAAGUGAAACAUAUGAACAUGAAAGAAGUAAAAGUUUAAAUGAGCUCAGUAUUUCACAAAAACAAGCAUCUGAAGAAGGUGAUGCAGAUUCAGGUAUUAUUUCAUCAAAAACAAAAAGACUUAUCUCAAAGGACACAACAAAAAUAAUUAAUGAGUAUAAUAAAUUGGGAAAACGUUAUAAAAGUAUUAAGGAAGAAUGUCAAAAAUUGAAUGAUAUAUUGGAGCAAAGAGAAUUAGAGCAUAAGAAAGUAUGUUCACAUUAUGAAGUAUUAAUUCAUGAAUUAGAAGAAGCCAAAAUCACUUUGGUUAAACAUAAUCAAAAACUUGAAAUAGAGAAAGUUCAAUCAACUGAAGAUAUAGCACUUUUAAAGAAUAUUGUUUACCAGUUAAAUACCGAAUUAGAAAGAUAUCAAGACAAGUUAGGAGAUCAAAAGCGUGAACAUAUAUACACAGAAAAUAAAAGGAAGUACGAUUCAAGAAUUUGGAGAAGUAUUAAUUUUCAUGCAUUGGGUCCACUUUUAAACGCUUACCAAGAAAAUUUAUCAGAAAAGCAAGAACUUGUACAGAUGUAUGAACAGGAAAUGGCUGAUUUUAGUAGUAGAUGCAAAGAAAUCCUUGUGGAAAAUGAAUUUAUGCACAAAGAAGUAGAGGAAUUGAAAUUAGAGUGCAAUAGGUAUGCAAAGGAGAUUAAAAAAUUGGUUGAAAAUAUUACGUCGCUGAAAAACCAAAAUGAUAUUUUAAAAAAGGAGGCUGCAAAUAUAAAAAGAGAAAUUAAUGAUACUCAUUCAUCGUAUGAAUUAAAAAUGGAAGUAAUUUUAAAAUAUAAUGAAACGUUAAAAAAAGAAUAUACUACUUCGGCAUCAGAAUUGAGCAAUCUACGUGGAAAAUACGAAAUUUUAAGCAAAGAGUUUGAAAAAAUGAAGGGUAAAGAAAGUGUACCUACUAUUAUUCAUACUACCGCUAUUGAAGAAUAUAAAACAUUGUUAGAUGAAUUAAAGCAUCAAUAUGAAAGUGAAAAGCGCAAUCUUUGCAAUCAUAUAAAACGAAUAGAGGAAAAUCAACCUGAGAACGAAAAACAACUUAUAAUGGUUACAGCUGAAAGGAAUUAUUUAAAGGGUCUUGUAGAAAAACUUGAAACCAGUGUAAAACAAACGCAACGUAAAAUUGAACAUAUGCAAACUCUUAUUUAUUCGACUCGAGUUUCACGUAAUUCUUUAAAAGAGAAAUUAAGUAAAAUGACUGAUCAUUGCGAAGAAUUAUUUUCCGAGUAUGAAAGAAUUGUUGCAGAAAGAGAAAAAUUACUUGUCUUUUUAUGCGAAACGGAAAAAGAAAAUGCAAAUGUGGAUCGUCUUGGUAAAAGUAUUAACAAUCGAAUGGAAGGCUUAAAAAGCCAAUUGGAAAUUGUUCGAAAAGGUACGAAACAACAGGUAGAUUCUGUGGAGAAACGUAUAAAAUUACAAGAAGUUCGUGUACGCCGGAUGAAACUUGACUAUCAACGUAAAAUACAAUAUUUGAAUGAUAUAAUUAAGCAACAAGAGAACAUUAUUGAAAAAUUACAGAAAGAGAAGUAUUCUAGUCAAGAGAAUUUGACAAGACGAAUAGUUCAGACAACAAAUUAUGCUAAUCCAGACACCUAUAAUACUGAAACAAAAAAUUCAUGA
Heterotrigona itama is the source of this 2212-nucleotide messenger RNA. The record is from the annotation of a GenBank genome assembly. Lineage: Eukaryota; Metazoa; Arthropoda; Insecta; Hymenoptera; Apidae.